AUGUACUAUUUAGUCGCACGCUCAUUAGUUGGGCUUCAUCUUAAAGCUCUUCACGAAUUAGAUGCUGAUGGUUAUAACCCAAUGAAUUCUGAAGACUUUUGUAUCAGCCCAACCUUUACAGAUGAUUGUCCUCAAAGAACCUUAUAUACAUCAUCAAAUAAUAAUUUACACCAAUUUGGCUUCAGUCCUGUACCAAAAUCAAUUCCUCCCGCUCUUGUUUCAAAUCCAGAUCGUCGAGCUCCAGUUAAUAAAUCAUCAGCAUCGUCACAACCUGUAGAAAGUUCACCAACGCUCUCUCAACAGGGGGCAAAAUUAAGCUCUCCACAAACGUCCAUUUAUUUAACAGUUUUGGAAAAUAUCCGAAUGCUCGACAACGAAAGAAAUGAUAAACAGACGGAUAGCAAAACUCAGUCGUGGAUUAAACGUCUAAGUAUAGUGUCAGGAUUAACUUCAACGAGUAAAACAAAUGUCGGUCAUUCAGAGUUAAAUUCUAUCAGCAUGAAAUCUAUGUCAUUCAAUAUAUUACGAUUAGCUGUAGAGUGUACAUUAGAUGAGAACAAUGGUCUACGUCAUUCAGCCCAAAAAGCCAUUAAUGAUGUCGGAAGGCUAAUACGAUGGUAUGAUGCUGAUCUUUUGUUGGAAAUGAUUUCGUUGCAUAUGGUAGGUCCGCCAACUAUGAUGUCGUAUGCAACUUUAAAGAUUUUACGUGAUGGUCUAUCUGAAUUAUGCAUGUAUGAUGAAAUUUUACAAAAAGAAGAGGAAGAACCUGGUUUCACUGAGAAAUAUGCGAUUUCUGGAACUGUUCCGAUUUUAAAUGCAGCAUUGCUUUAUGGUUUGUUUUCGCCGGAUAGAUCAAGACUGUGGCUUCAAUGUUGCCAGCAAUAUAUUCUGGAUAGCACAAUGGCUCUUUUUAUCAGUACUUUAUCAAUAGAAUGUGCUUUGAGAACCCUUUGUCUUGUACACAGAUUGUCUAAUCUAUCACUCGUAGCAUGCACCUGGGAAAAUAUGAGGCCUAAUCCUUUUUCAAAUCUGCCAUACGCACAACGUAAACUAGAUCUAGAUGCGAAAGAUGUAGUAAGUUACUUUCGAACAAUCAAAAUUUACGAUAUUAUAUCCAUAUUAAACGCUUAUUGUAUCUGGUAA
This is a messenger RNA of Schistosoma haematobium, 1143 nucleotides long. RefSeq lists its product as uncharacterized. The record is from RefSeq and is a predicted model, not a curated record. The transcript is spliced from 6 exons. Bases 1 to 1143 code for a protein of 380 amino acids. Lineage: Eukaryota; Metazoa; Platyhelminthes; Trematoda; Strigeidida; Schistosomatidae.